AUGGCGUCUCAAGUAGCCAAGACUGCGCGCCGGAUAACGCAUGAGCUCCAUGGCGUUGUGGUAUCCGCCGGCCUGAUGCAAAAGACUGUCAAGGUGCGAGUGGGUGGCCAGAAGUGGAAUAAAGUUGUCAACAAGUGGUUCGCCGAUCCAAAAAACUAUCUUGUGCACGACCCAAACUCGUCCCUCAGGACCGGCGACGUCGUCUCCAUCGCCCCAGGAUGGCCGACCUCCAAGAACAAGAGACAUGUCGUUAAGCACAUCAUUGCUCCAUUUGGCUCUUCCAUUGACCAACGCCCACCGGUACCGACUUUGGAAGAGCGUAUAGCCGAUCGCGAAGCCAGGAAGGCAGACAAAGACGAACGAAGAGCUGCGAGAAGGACGACCAAGGAAGAUUCCAGGAGAGAAGAAAGAGUUUCGCAAAAGGGUGGACGGUCUGGACAUGCACAGCAGAAAUUGUAA
Purpureocillium takamizusanense is the source of this 459-nucleotide messenger RNA. RefSeq lists its product as uncharacterized. Gene Ontology annotation, molecular function: structural constituent of ribosome. The record is from RefSeq and is a predicted model, not a curated record. Gene Ontology annotation, biological process: translation. The coding region runs from base 1 to 459 and encodes 152 amino acids. The transcript is spliced from 2 exons. NCBI's taxonomy places the organism in Eukaryota, Fungi, Ascomycota, Sordariomycetes, Hypocreales, Ophiocordycipitaceae. Gene Ontology annotation, cellular component: mitochondrion; ribosome.